CAGACUUUUUAACAGAAGUGAGGUAACUUUGCAUGUCUCCCUCCAGACCGUGGGAGCAAAGGGGACUCAUUCCCCAAGCUAUGGUAGCAGUGUAAAUGCAGCCCUCUGAAAUGUAGGAAGCUGGGGAGAGGAAGCUUCUAGCAAGUAGCCCUGAUUUAUGCAAAUAUGUCCGAACAAGUUAUGGUCCCAGGCCACCUGUGUGUGAAAAGAAAGAUACACUCACACAUAAAAUGGCUGGGAUGGGCAGAAUCACUAAAAUGGCAACAGAGAUAAAAAACUUGGAACCUGUUCUUCAGCAGCUGGAAACCAAGUGUAUAUCUGCUAAGGAGAAGAUGGAGAUGCUAAGGAGCCCAGUUGCUGGUCCAGUCAAAGGAAAAGACAUCACAGCAUUAGCAGGGAAACUCAAACACGUGGCCCUGAACAUGCCACUGCGGUUUAGUACGGAGGCCACGAGACCCCAGUCAAAGAACAAUUCUCGCUUUGGCAACCUCAGCCACCAUUCCUUCUUCUCACGGCACAACCCCCAUCCUCACCGAGUGACCCACAUCCAAGGCUUAAAUGGUGUCCCCAUCUGUAUCGUUAAUGACGGGUGGUCUGUGCUGACCCCUCUGUCGCCUCAUCCAAUGAUAAAAGGCCAGCUUUCUACUACCGUAUUGGGGGUACCAGGGGCUCAGAUGCCCAUUGGAGAUCCACAUAGUAAUCUGGUCCCCAGGUUAACUGUAGGCUCGUUGUCAGAUGCAUGGAGAGAAGAACUGAGGGAACUUGCUGCCAGAGUUAGUGCUUCCUCCUCCACUGAAAUGGAGCAGAAGGAAGUGGCGGAAGAGCCCCGGAGAGCAACACAGUAUUCAGCAGAAACUGGGCGCCUCAUCCCACCUUCUUCUCGGGCAACAGUCCGCCAUACCCCCCAACAGUUGUGCCGAAAUAAUGCGAAGAACAAAGGCAAAGAUGCUGCCCUUUCUUUCCAGGACCAAGAGCUGGUAAUUUUGGAGCUGCUGUGUCAGAUCCUGCAGACAGACUCCUUGUCAGCUAUUCAGCAAUGGCUGCUCACAGCUGGUCAGAGGGAAAAGGAUCUUGUUAUGAGGAUGUUGCAGACUGCAACUGCCAACCUACAACCGGAGCCCAAAUCCUUGAGCACAAACCUGGAGCAGAGACUUCAGUCCCAGAUGUCCCAGACUGCAGUGGGCCUGUCCUCCAGAGGGCAACACUUGGGAAGGAAUCAUCCAGUCAGAUUGUCUCAGAGUCAGAAGCAAGAACCCAUUCCAGAGGAAGACAAGCCAGUGCAUAUGGGUACUGCAGAAGUUCUCCAGUUCCAUUUAUUCCGGGAUGGAAAGCAGAACCAGCCAGAUCCACCCAAUUAACAUGGAAUCUUCUCUCAUUCCUGAUGGAAGAACCUCAAGAAGUGCUAGCCCAUUUCCUGCUAUAGCUGCAGUGUUUUACUCUCAUUACUCAUCUAGUGAAAAAGUGUUCUGUAGAGUACAUGAAAAGGCAUGCAAUAUCCAGUAUCACCUAAUCUCUUUUUUCACUUUGACAUCAUAUGUUGAGACAUGGCAAAUUUAAACAGAAUUUGUUUAAUGACUGUGCCCUAGACAUUGUCAUACUGUAAAAUGGGUCUCUGUGAAAUUCCGAAUGGCCUCAUAGCUGUAGAUGCUUAAAGUACUGCUUCUGCUAUGAUCCGGCUGGGUAUUUGGUUCAAUAUGCAGAAUCACAAAGAGAAUGUGGCUGGGUUUUUUUCAGUGAUUUCAAAUGCAGGAGGUGCAUAGCCCAUAAGGUGGAUUGACUCGCUGAUUGAAAGAUUGGCCGUUAAACAUUUCAGUCCUUCCUCUCAGAUCCCAUGGGUAGCAUUGAGCAAUUGCUCAUCAUUCCAAAGGACUCAAAUCAGUUCUGUUAGUAUUUCUUUAAAGCCACUGGCAGAGACAGAGCCAUUCUGAGUGGUAGAGUCAUCGAUAUACUAGUUAUUCUCAGCUCUUUGGCUCCUUUUCACUGAACACAGCUGCUGCCUCAUUACUUUCCCACUACAUGCCAGGAAGUAGCAAUCUAGAUGAAGAAGAACUGGUUGGAAUUCAAUCCAAAUAAGAGAGAAGUGAUGUUUGUUCACAGAGGCAUUUAAAGGAUUGGAUGGAAACACCACUAUGGAGGAUGCAUGUCUGCAUUCUGGCAAAAUAGCUCACAGCUGCUUGAUCUUACUAGAUCCAUCACUGCUGCUCUCCACUUCUCAGGUAGCAGUGGUGGCCUGCAAUUUCCUUUUGUCAUAUAUGGCUGUAUGAUUUUUCUUCUAAUGUGGACCUUAGAACAAUCUUCCAUGUCUUUGUCUCCGCCAGGCUAGGUUAUGAAAUGUGCAGAUUUCUUUUGUAAAAACAUUAUUGCAUAUCAAUUACUUGUAUGAAGACUGUACGACUCCUAGUAUUUGCCUGUGGUCCUUUUAGAAAUAAACUAUCUGCUUGUGUAGCCAGCUGA
Molecule: messenger RNA, 2454 nt
Organism: Gopherus evgoodei (Goodes thornscrub tortoise)
Lineage: Eukaryota; Metazoa; Chordata; Testudines; Testudinidae
Gene: TBATA
Product: thymus, brain and testes associated
Exons: 11
Coding region: 231-1358 (375 amino acids)
Source: RefSeq, a predicted model, not a curated record